Protopolystoma xenopodis is the source of this 2001-nucleotide messenger RNA. The record is from the annotation of a GenBank genome assembly. Lineage: Eukaryota; Metazoa; Platyhelminthes; Monogenea; Polystomatidea; Polystomatidae.
AUGAGGGGUUGCGGCGUCUGUCUCCGAUACGUUAGGAAACCUAAAGUAAUCACCUGUUUUCUUAUAUUUAAAAGGCCAUGGCUUCAGAAAGUCGCCACUCAGACUAAAACUACUGAUGCUAAGUAUUUUACUACCACAAAGAGAGGUAGGCUAUGCUUAUUUUUUACAUGCCUGCUUAAGGCCGAAUUAAAUAGCGAAAAAAAGGACAGAAAAAAAGAAGCCGUUAAGAAGGUGAUAGCUAGUAUGACCGUUGGAAAAGAUGUUAGCGCAUUGUUCCCUGACGUCAUUAAUUGCAUGCAAACAGACAAUUUGGAGCUUAAAAAACUAGUUUAUCUUUAUCUUAUGAAUUAUGCGAAAACUCAGCCAGAUGCGGCAAUCAUGGCGGUGAACACUUUCGUGAAGGAUUGUGAUGACCCAAACCCGCUUAUCAGAGCCCUGGCUGUUAGGACAAUGGGAUGCAUUCGUGUUGAAAAAAUAACUGCAUACCAUUGCGAUCCUUUGCGAAAGUGUCUAAAAGAUGAGGAUCCUUACGUAAGAAAAACUGCCUCCAUAUGCGUUGCUAAACUAUAUGAUAUUGAUCCUCAGUUGGUUGAGGAUAGUGGUUUUUUGGAUUUGCUUCGAGACCUAUUAUCUGAUAGCAAUCCUAUGGUCGUGGCCAACGCGGUUGCUGCGAUUACCGAAAUUAUCGAGACGACGGAUUCCGAUUCAACCAAAGCUCUCCUAGCUUUUGAUGGAACAGUAAUCAACAAACUGUUGACUGCACUUAAUGAGUGUACCGAAUGGGGGCAGGUUUUUAUUCUUGAUGCUAUUUCUGACUAUUUGCCUUCGGAUGAUCGGGAAGCUCAGAGCAUAAUGGAACGAGUCUCUCCGCGCCUUGCGCAUGCAAAUGCUGCAGUUGUUCUUUCUGCUGUUAAAGUUAUGAUGAAAGUACUGGAAAUGAUUGAUCCAAGUGCUGAUAUAGUGGCGAGUGUAACGAAGAAACUUGCUCCUCCUCUGGUGACAUUGCUCUCUGCUGAGCCUGAGAUUCAAUAUGUUGCUCUACGAAAUAUUAAUUUAAUCGUACAAAAGCGAAAGGAGAUUCUGAAACACGAAAUGAAGGUAUUCUUUGUCAAAUAUAACGAUCCAAUUUACGUGAAACUGGAGAAGCUCGAUAUAAUGAUACGACUGACUAACUCGUCGAAUAUCGGCCAAGUGCUCGCAGAGCUUAAAGAGUACGCCAAAGAAGUUGAUGUUGAUUUCGUGAGGAAAGCAGUUCGUGCGAUCGGCCGCUGUGCCAUCAAAGUCGAAGCAUCUGCUGAAAGAUGUGUCAGCACACUUAUUGAUCUCAUCCAGACUAAGGUCAACUAUGUUGUCCAAGAGGCUAUUGUCGUUAUCAAAGAUAUCUUUCGAAAAUAUCCAAAUAAGUACGAGAGCAUCAUUGCCACGCUCUGCGACAAUCUUGAUUCUCUAGAUGAGCCAGAAGCCCGAGGCUCUAUGAUUUGGAUCAUUGGUGAAUAUGCUGAACGUAUAGAUAAUGCAGAUGAGCUAUUAAGCUCCUUCCUUGACGGAUUCCAAGAUGAGACAACACAAGUUCAAUUACAGUUGCUUACAGCAAUUGUGAAGCUAUUUUUGAAAAGACCUUCUGAUACACAAGAGCUGGUUCAAUCCGUACUAGGCCUCGCCACCCAAGAAUCAGAUAAUCCUGAUUUACGCGAUCGGGGGUAUAUUUAUUGGCGCUUACUCUCAACUGAUCCUGCUGCAGCAAAAGAAGUCGUUUUGGCAGAAAAACCUUUGAUUUCCGAAGAAACAGACCUCCUUGAAUCCAGUCUCUUGGAUGAAUUAAUCUGUCACCUAGCCAGCCUUGCUAGUGUUUACCACAGACCACCUAGCUCGUUUGUUGAGGGACGUCAUACUGCUCGUCGUCAACUGCCUUCUCGUAGUCUGGCUGGGGAUUAUUCUAGUACUCAAAUUCCAACGGUUAUACCAAAUCAGUACUCGCGAUUUGCAGCAGCGGACUAUUGA